Striga hermonthica is the source of this 1635-nucleotide messenger RNA. Lineage: Eukaryota; Viridiplantae; Streptophyta; Magnoliopsida; Lamiales; Orobanchaceae. The record is from the annotation of a GenBank genome assembly.
AUGAAGUGUUGGUGGAGGCCCGAUAUCAAGUGCAGAAAGUGUGGGAACAUGGGGCACAUGGAAAGAGUUUGCAAAUCCCAACAACCUGAAGCAUCAAAGGCACAAACCGAAGAAGAUGAAGAACAACUCUUUGUGGUCACAUGUUUUGCAUCUAAGAACAACUCAUCAGAAUCUUGGUUGAUAGAUAGUGGCUGCACCAAUCACAUGACUAAUAAUUUGGCUAUUUUUAUAGAGAUAGACAUGAGUUUUAUCUCUAAUGUAAGGAUUGGAAAUGGUCAGCUUAUUCCAGUUAAAGGAAAAGGCAUAGUGGCUAUUGAGAGUUUGUCAGGUUUGAAACAUAUAUAUGAUGUUUUAUAUGUGCCUGAUAUUGAUCAAAACUUGUUGAGUGUUGGGCAGCUCCUUGAAAAAGACUAUAAAGUCAUUUUCGACGAUAAGUGGUGCUUUAUUAAGGAUGCAUUGGGCAAAGAUGUAUUCAUGGUGAUGAUGAAGGCAAAGAGUUUCUCUCUAAAUUUAUUGGAGGAUGAACAGAGAAAUGACUAUGUGAAAGGUGUACCACUUCUUGAAGAAAAGUUGGCUGAUUGUGUAGCUUGUCAAUAUGGGAAGCAAAUCAGGAAACCAUUUCCUCAAACCACAUGGAGAGCAUCUCACAAGUUGCAGCUGGUACAUUCAGAUGUUGGAGGACCUCAAAGAACAUCAUCUUUAAAUGGAAGUGAUGAGAAGCCGGUGAAUGUUUUUAAAGCUGAUAUGUUCAAAACAUUUGAGAUGACAUACCUUGGUUUGUUGUCCUAUUUUCUGGGUAUGGAGGUGAAACAAGGCACUGGAGAAGUUUUCAUAUGCCAACAGAAAUUUGCAAAAGAAAUUCUCAAAAAGUUUCACAUGGAAGAUUGCAAAGAAAUCAGCACACCAAUGAAUCUGAAAGAGAUAUUAAGCAAAGAAGAUGGAGCUGAAAAAGUUGAUGAAGGAUUGUACAGGAGUCUGAUUGGUUGCUUGAUGUAUCUCACAGCCACAAGACCAGAUAUAACUUUUGUCGUAAGUCUAUUGUCAAGGUUUAUGAAUUGUGCUAGUAAAAUCCAUUUUGUAGCUGCUAAGCGUGUGCUAAGAUAUGUUAAGGGCACAACUGAUUACGACAUCAAGUAUUCUGUUCUUUACAAUUUCCAGCUUCAAGGGUGCCAUAAUUUUCAAUUCCAAGGUUUUUCUGACAGUGAUUGGGCAGGUUCUAUUGAUGAUAUGAGAAGCACAACUGGUUAUUGUUUCAGUUUUGGCUCAGGUGCUUUCUCAUGGAGUUCUAAAAAGCAAGAUGUAGUGGCUCAAAGCACUGCGAAAGCUAAAUUUAUUGCAGCAAAUGCUGCAGUGAAUCAAGCAAUUUGGAUUCGAAAAAUUCUUGAAGAUUUGCACAUGAAACAAACUGAGCCAACAGAGAUCUUUGUAGACAAUCAAACAACCAUUGCAAUAUCAAAAGAUCCUGUUUUUCAUGGAAAAACGAAGCACUUCAACAUCAGACUUUAUCACUUGAGGGAGAAGCAGAAGGAUGGUGAAAUCAACUCCGGCGUCGGGCGCCGGCGCUGGCGACGGCGGGUAGCCUUCCUCUGCAGUGGCGGCGACGGAGAGAAGACAGAGCACCACCAGAACGACUGA